This is a messenger RNA of Cucurbitaria berberidis CBS 394.84, 903 nucleotides long. RefSeq names its product mannose-P-dolichol utilization defect 1 protein. NCBI's taxonomy places the organism in Eukaryota, Fungi, Ascomycota, Dothideomycetes, Pleosporales, Cucurbitariaceae. The transcript has 2 exons. The coding region runs from base 16 to 903 and encodes 295 amino acids. The record is from RefSeq and is a predicted model, not a curated record.
ACGAUCACCCACACCAUGGACGCACUACGCUCCGCCCUCCAACCCAUUACCCACAACCUCCCCAAACCCAUCGCGGACCUUGGCACCUCCCUCCUCGGCCCUGUUUGCUACAAGACACUGGUCUACAACAUCGAUCUCACAGCAACCGACUGUGUCAAGCUCGCCAUCUCCAAAGGCCUAGGAAUCGGCAUCAUCGGCGCGUCCAGUAUCGUAAAAGUGCCCCAACUGCUCAAACUCCUCAAUUCGCAAUCUGCCGAGGGCCUCUCCUUUCUAUCGUACCUGCUCGAGUCUAGCGCGUACCUCAUCUCGCUCUCGUACAAUGUGCGACACGGCUUCCCGUUCAGCACAUACGGCGAAACGGCAUUGAUUUUGGUGCAGAAUAUUGCUAUCGCGAGUUUGGUGCUGAAGUACAGUGGCAACUCGGUCGCCAUUGCGGGGUGGAUUGGCGGCUUGAUAGCUGCGGGCGCGGCGCUGUUUAAUGAGAGUUGGGUGGGUGACGAGAGGCUUUCGCUGCUUCAGGCUACAGCGGGUGUGCUGGGCGUUGCGAGCAAGGUGCCCCAGAUCCUGACCAUCUGGUCUGAGGGCGGGACGGGCCAGUUGAGCGCUUUCGCUGUUGUAAACUAUCUCCUCGGCUCCCUGUCUCGCAUCUUCACCACCCUCCAAGAGGUCGAUGACCCACUUAUACUCUACGGUUUCAUCGCCGGCUUCGUACUCAACGCCGUCCUCUUCCUCCAGAUGGUGUUCUACUGGAAUGCGCCGGCCUCCAAGAAUACCGAAUCGAAAAAGCUAGAGAAGCCAGUAGCGGGAAAUAGGAAGGACAUGGCCCGUGCCGUGUCAAGCGGAGCGACUCCGUCGUAUUCCAAUGUUACGGGUAAGAGCCCGAGUACCAGACGUAGGGGAUAA